Messenger RNA from Micropterus dolomieu (smallmouth bass), 756 nucleotides. It is a transcript of the gene ska1, whose product is annotated as spindle and kinetochore associated complex subunit 1. The transcript has 2 exons. Bases 41 to 355 code for a protein of 104 amino acids. Gene Ontology annotation, molecular function: microtubule binding. NCBI's taxonomy places the organism in Eukaryota, Metazoa, Chordata, Actinopteri, Centrarchiformes, Centrarchidae. Gene Ontology annotation, cellular component: mitotic spindle; outer kinetochore; spindle microtubule. The record is from RefSeq and is a predicted model, not a curated record. Gene Ontology annotation, biological process: regulation of microtubule polymerization or depolymerization; chromosome segregation; cell division.
UCUGCUUUCUAAAGCUGAACAUUGUGUCUCACUCAGGUACAUGAAAGGACGUGUCUCAUAUGAUCAGCUUAAUGCCGCGGUGCAGAGCAUUAACACGGCUGUAUCUGCAAAGUACAAGAUCCUCCAUCAGUCGCUGAAAACGCUCAACAAUCAUUCACGCAAGCUGCACCAGCGCUUUAAGGACCAGGAGACCAAAGAUACAAAAGGUCAGUAUUUUGUGGUGGAGGAAGACAUUCGUGAGUUUACUCAGAUGAAGGUGGACAAGCGAUUUCAGGGGAUUUUGAACAUGAUGCGACACUGCCAGCGCCUGCGUGAGCUCCGAGGAGGGGGCCUCACCCGCUAUAUGUUGUUAUGAAUGAACGAAGAGUCGGAUGGAUUACAUUUUCACUGUCUUUUCACAUUAUCGUUCUUCAUAAUGGUGACAUAACUGUAGUCACACUGGCAUGAGGCUUUGUACAGUCUGCACUGUGCACUCUCUCAAACACUACAACUGAGAGGUUUUAGAUUUGUCAGGUUAGUUGUAUUGAACAGUAGCUUGAUUAGGUUAGUGGACUCAUCACGUGAAUAAGUGUCUCUCACACACUGUACACAUUUAACAGAAAUGCCUUCAUUUGCUACCUGGAUGUGCACAUUAUGUUAUACUGGAAUGUGUAUGUAUGUUGAAAUAUACAUUAGUUAUAUAUUGCAUUAUUAGAUAUGCCAACAAAAUUCUGUAUUUUUACUUUUAAACAAAAUAAAAAUUUUAUGAUUAAUACA